AUGUGUGACGUUUAUGACAUUGAUGAAUGUUUGUCGGCUAGCCCAUGCCAUGUCGAUGCUAUCUGCAUUGAUAAUGAUGGCGGAUACAUGUGUCUGUGCAAGUCAGGUUACCACGGAAAUGGAACUCAAUGUCAAGCUGUGUGCACAAAUCCCUGGGUGAAAAAGAACAAAGCAUGUGAAUGUAAACCGAGACCAGACGGACCCAUCUGCACAGAAGUGUGCAAUUGCUUGAAUGAUGGUCAGUGUACUGAAGACGGCACCUGCAACUGCCGGAAAGGUUUCCAUGGAGACCAGUGCCAACAUGCUUUCAAGACAAAGUGCCUGGGCACAAAUAAUGCAAUAUACACCUGGAUGGCUCUUGCCAGCUUGCCGUGUUAUCCACAUCUCGACGAUGGCAGCUGCCAGAAGAAAACGAACUUCGUGCACGCCCGCGAGAUGUGCGUGAGAAGAGGAUACAACUUCGUAGACUAUAAUUCCUUCACUGAGCUUGGCUUGAAGCUGGGUGUUAGCGACUGCAUAAAAUCAUUGCUGAGCGAGAUGAUGGCUAGAAGUAACAGCAGCUACAGCACCCCUCUCAAGAUAUGGACAUCGUACAUGUACUUUGGUCAGCAUGUUAUUUACAAGCAAGGCAAGGACAACUCGAGCGACGCACUAUUUGACAGGGAUGGAAGAGGCAAUCAUGAUGUCAUCUGUGAAGCCAAAUGGCUCGAGGCCAACGAUUCUGUACACGCCGCAGCAACUCCAGCACACAGACCCAGCGUGACUGAGCAGUUCGCAGAGGACGCAUGUCAGGAGUACGGAUAUCAUCUCAUUACCAAGGAGUGGCUAGAAGAACAUGGCCAUGUGUUAACAGAGCGCUGGCUAGAGAAGUUGGCCCUAUUGCAUAAGCACCAGCAAGCACCUUACCACGUCGCGUCAAUCCGAGUCAAUGGCCGUUCCCUUUACAGAACCGUAAUGUUUAGCGCGCAAAAGCAGACGUUUCAGAACGCCACAAGCAAAACUCAAGCCCAGAUUCUCUGUGUCACGCUAGACCCUCAAGCUGCGGCAGAGAACAGCUGUAGUCCGAUGUGCACGGGGGGACUGAUGUGUGUGAACGGAACCACAUGCCAAUAUGUUAUGGUGCAUACUCCCAACCUGACCACCAUCUUCAUGCAGUAUGUCGUCCAUAAUUUGGAAGCAGAGGUGGAGUACUACGACCAGGUGGCAGACGAGUGGUUUGAAGCGCAUAACUUCACGGUCGGCCUCGACCACGUUCCAAUCCGCAUUCUGAUGCAGGUCGGACACCAGGGCACGUAUUUCCGAUCGCGGGUCAAUAUGUACCUCCCGGAGCGCUACACAAUUUCACUCACCCACACCGGCACCCCACCAACAGGCUACUCUGUGUACACCUGGCCGAUGUUCCCGAUUGUCGGCAUCACUAUAACCGCAAACGACACUCUUCUAGCAACGGUCACCGUGUCUUUGCCGACGGUUAACCCCGCGGCAAAUCUGAGAGUGCAGGUCGGUCAAGCUCACGGCGGCAGCAAUGCAUCGUCGAUCGUCACGUCCGCCAGCACCGUAGCACUAAGAAAUGUCACAGCAGGGGACAUCUACUUCCGUGUGCUUAGUCUCGCAUCGACAAGCAGUUCCUCGGCUGCUUACUCUCAGAAAGUGUUCUUCCAUGUCUCAUGUAAGUUAUCAGUUGGUGCUUGA
Molecule: messenger RNA, 1692 nt
Organism: Sycon ciliatum
Lineage: Eukaryota; Metazoa; Porifera; Calcarea; Leucosolenida; Sycettidae
Exons: 10
Coding region: 1-1692 (563 amino acids)
Molecular function (GO): calcium ion binding
Source: RefSeq, a predicted model, not a curated record